Molecule: messenger RNA, 1642 nt
Organism: Bactrocera oleae (olive fruit fly)
Lineage: Eukaryota; Metazoa; Arthropoda; Insecta; Diptera; Tephritidae
Gene: Uros1
Product: Uroporphyrinogen III synthase 1
Biological process (GO): uroporphyrinogen III biosynthetic process
Cellular component (GO): cytosol
Molecular function (GO): uroporphyrinogen-III synthase activity
Source: RefSeq, a predicted model, not a curated record
UUAGAUUCAACUUUCUUUUGGCACAAAGUCAUUUUGUGUGCGGAUCGAUGCAACCCUGUACGUAUUUUGGAUCAAAAUAUUAUUAUCACUGCAUUCGUAAUUCUCCCACCACCCACCCAACCGCUCACAAGCACAUAGAGAGAAAACGGGCAUACGCUCCCAGCCACCUGCUGAUAUCAAAAGUUUGAAAACAUCGCCACUCUCCACCGCAAUAACCAUUUGAUAGUCAGUCAGUCAAGUUUCGUUGACAUUGAAUUAAAGAAAUGAGUGGAAGGCGCACAGUGAUUAUUUUCAAAUCCGAAUCAGAGAGUAGUGACCGGUACGCGGAGGAAUUGCAUGCCAAUGGCUUCAAUCCGAUAUUUGUGCCAACACUCAGUUUCGGUUUCAAGAAUCUGGAAGAGUUGCGAGGCAAAUUGCAAGCGCCCGAUAACUUCGCUGGCAUCAUUUUCACCAGUCCUCGCUGCGUCGAAGCCGUUUGUGAGGCAUUGCAGUUUUCCGAGCUGCAUGGCGGUUGGAAACUAUUGCAUAAUUAUGCAGUUGGCGAGGUCACACACAACUUGGCACUGUCGUCACUGCAACAACUAUUCACGCAUGGCAAGCAAACAGGCAAUGCCCGAAAUCUGGGCGAUUUCAUAGUGGACACGUUCGACGGUUCGCGCAAUUUGCCACUCUUGCUGCCUUGCGGCAACUUACGCACUGACUUGCUGCUAUCGAAAUUGGUGGAAAACGGUUUUCAGGUGGACGCUUGUGAAGUGUACGAAACUGUUUGUCAUCCGGCGCUGGCCGAGAAUAUGGAACGGGCUUUAAAGGCCGACAACAUCGAGUACUUUGCCUUCUUCUCACCCUCGGGCGUUAAUUGGGUACAUGAAUACUGUAAGGCGCACAAUGUGAGUAUGGACAAAUGGAAGUUGGUGGCGAUAGGGCCGAGCACACGUUUGGCUAUAGAAGAGCGUGGCCUGCAUGUGUUUCAAACAGCCGAGCGACCUUCAGUGGAGUACCUCAUCAAGGUUUUAUUGAAUCCCAGUGUAGGACGACCAAAGCCGACUGGUGAGAUCAAAGUGGAAGACUAAUCAAGGAUUCUUCAUUGGUGGAACUGAUUGUCAGCUGUUAGUUUGAAGUUAUUCAUUUAUUUAUUACCUGUUUAACGCCGUACAAAGGGUGGCCUUAUCGAAUAAUUAUAAUGUUUGUGAUCUGGUAUAUAUGUGUAUACUUAUACGUACAUAUUUACAUACAUACGUAUAUAUGCACAUUCAUUCAUUCAAUUCAAAUGGAAACAAAGGCAUGUUACUGUGCAGAACGCAUCCAAUGAACGAGUAGAUAUUGUGCAUACAUAUAUAUGUAUGCAAAUUUUUAGGAAAUCGUUCAAAUUGAUCGGCAUAUUUUUAAUUUUCCUUCUAUUAAUAAGCGCAUGUAAAUCACCUUUUGCAAUGUAAAUAGCUUCUAUAUAUUUGUAAGUGCAAGUGUGUGCUAAGGUGAUCUUAAAUAAACUUGCACUUUCGACAAUAUUACACCUACAUUGUACAUACAGAUAUACAUACAUAUAUACAUAUCUAGGUGUACAUGUAUGCAUGCACAUAGUCGUCACCUAGUUUAGAGAGAAGUGAUCUAAUAAAAGUAUACAUUUUUUAUUUGCUUCAUUCAA